AUGGAUCAGCCGGGCUGGAGAUACGAUGUGGAUAAACUUGAUGCCUUGAGACCAACUGAAUUGCAUUGGAGAUGCAUACCCUUCCGAAAUGUACAUAUCAAUAACCGGUAUUGCGAACCUUUAAGAGCUAUGACCUUCGAAAAUUUGUGCAUACCCUAUCGCUCCUACAAAUUGCAGGCACAAGGACCACGUCACUCUGAACAGCUAAUCAAUUCCGUGGUUAUUGAAAAAGCCAGAAUCACUCCGAGACGCUGCCAGAAUACUUUUAUCCCCAAGGUAACCAUUUUUAUCUGCUUUUAG
Cercopithifilaria johnstoni is the source of this 300-nucleotide messenger RNA. The record is from the annotation of a GenBank genome assembly. Lineage: Eukaryota; Metazoa; Nematoda; Chromadorea; Rhabditida; Onchocercidae.